This is a messenger RNA of Xiphias gladius (swordfish), 624 nucleotides long. RefSeq names its product crystallin beta gamma X (gene crybgx). The coding region runs from base 1 to 624 and encodes 207 amino acids. NCBI's taxonomy places the organism in Eukaryota, Metazoa, Chordata, Actinopteri, Istiophoriformes, Xiphiidae. Gene Ontology annotation, molecular function: structural constituent of eye lens. The transcript is spliced from 6 exons. Gene Ontology annotation, biological process: lens development in camera-type eye; visual perception. The record is from RefSeq and is a predicted model, not a curated record.
AUGAACAUCUUUACUAAGGUCCCAGGAUUAGCCCAACAAACCAGCAAGCUGGGGUCUGUGCUCCAACGUGCCUUCUACGGGUCCAGUGGGAGGGUGACCCUUUUCGAGCAGAGGAACUACGCCGGCAGACGGCUGGAGCUGAGCUCCGACUGCGCCCGGUUCAGUGACAGGAACUUCCCAGAGAGAUGCAACUCUGUGCAGGUGGAGAGCGGAGCAUGGGUCGGUUACGAGCAUGAGAACUUCCGCGGCCGUCAGUACCUGUGGGACAUGUCCGACCGGGGAGAGUACAACUGCUACGAGAAGUGGUGCGCCCAGGUGGACCACGUCUCCUCCGUCCGCUCCGUCAAACAGGACAGCACCCCUGCCAAAGCUCAGCUCUUCGAGCGAGCCGGGUUCUCCGGUAAGAAGAUGGAGAUCCAGGACGACAUCCCCAACCUGAUGAGCCGUUACAGCCUCAACAGGGUCGCCUCCAUCCGCGUCCUCGGAGGAGCGUGGGUGGUGUAUCAGGAGCCGAACUACAGAGGGCCCCACUACAUUCUGGAGAAGCGUGAUUACAACAACUUCCCUGACUGGGGCAGCCAGAACAGCACCGUGGGCUCCAUGCGCAGAGUCCGCUUCGGCUAA